Molecule: messenger RNA, 7826 nt
Organism: Eriocheir sinensis (Chinese mitten crab)
Lineage: Eukaryota; Metazoa; Arthropoda; Malacostraca; Decapoda; Varunidae
Exons: 17
Coding region: 1914-5891 (1325 amino acids)
Molecular function (GO): protein binding
Source: RefSeq, a predicted model, not a curated record
GAGAGUGGGUGUGUGCAGCGCUCAGCCGCUCCUCUCAAUCUGUACCCAAUUUCGAUAUUUACAUGAGAAGUGUUCGAGCAUCUGGAUCUCCGGCGAUACUGGUGCUGACCGCUGACCAGGCAGACCUUGUACCGCCCCCCUGCAUGCAUCACGCCUCUAGAGGAGUAGCAGCAAGGAAAGUCUGAGUGAUAGAAAUAGUGAAAAAAUAGGACAGAAAGAAAAAUUAACCUUGUGAAAGAGUGCUACGCUUCUGAAAGUGUUAUUUCGUGACGGGGGUGGGGUGAGGACUUGCAGCGAGUGUGAAAAAAAGGCUAAUUGUUGAAACUAUAAUUGUGACACGUCUGUAAUGAAGGCGAGGUGGCGAAGCCGUCGUUGACAGUAGUGACGGGCAGCUGUGGGUCAACAUCUGUACCCCGGACCGAGCACACCUCGGGGCGGUGGUGGCCGGUGACGCAAGGAAGGCGUGACACGAUCCUUGCCGCUGUGCCGUACUGUGCAGGCGUUACGGCUCCCCGCGGGUGUGACGCGCCGAGGUGAUGUGACUUGCCGUUCAAAAAGACGUGUUAUAGAAUACAGCACGCGGUAUGCUCUGUGCUAACGUGUAUGUUGUAUGUACCGUCAAUUAGGUCGUAUUCCUACACCGCUGCCCCUGCGAGGUUUAACAUGUCUGUGCGGAGGUUACGGAGCCGAUCGGAGGUUAUGGUUUUGUGUUUCUGGUAGUGUCUUGCGGAUUUUUUUCUCUCACUUUCGUGUUGGUACUUGUGUUCCGUCUUGGUGCCACAGUGUUCAGGUUGGCGCUACAGAUUCGUGCAGGUGUUACGGAGCCGCGCACACGUUACCUGUGCUGGCUGGUGUUACUAGUCCGUCCAGGUGAAGUACCUCCUAGUGGUGUUGCCGGCCCGUGUAGGUGUUAGGUGUAGGUGUGCAGGUGUUACUGGCCCGUGUAGGUGUUAGUGACUGGCUCAGGUGUUACCUGUCCGUGUUGGUGCCAGUGAUUGGUAUUGGUUUCCUUCUCCCGUGUAGGUGUUGGUGUUAACAGUCUGUGUUGUGGUAGUGAGCCUGUUAUAACAGUGUAAGUAGGUGUUGCGGGGCCAGCCAGAAGGAAGUGGUUACAUAUCCUCGCAGGUGUUUCAGGUUCAUGCAAAUGUUAAAGGCGCUUCCUAGCAUCUAUGGACCAUGCAAAUUUCACAUAGAAUUGAUAGAGGUGUUUCAGGUCCCUGCAGGUGUUGAGUGUUCAAGCAAGGGUUGUGCACUUGGACAAGUACUGGUGAUUUUUCGGAAUAGUCCUUGUAGAUUUUGGUGUUUUGUGUGCAGGGUUGUGCAGGUCUGAGCUGGUGCUUAUUUGAAUCCCAUGAGUGAGUUACAUGUCGUGCAGUGUUGAGGCUUAAUCUAGCGUUAAUAGUUCAAGAAUUAUAUUGAUGCUUAUUGUUUUAAUGAUAGAGUGUGUUGUUUGGAUAAUAUUUGAAAAAAAAUACGUACCAAUGCCUUGGCAUGUGUUACAGGCAGCAGCAAAAGGUGCUUCCUAGAUCAACAUGGUGGUGUCCUAGUGAAGAGAUCAGCAGGUGCCAGAACUAGUGACUAGCCCGGGGGGCAGCCUUCCCUGAGGCAGCCUGACUCUUCGUUUAUUUUUAGAUCUUAAAUAUUGGGGCAGUCCGCUUUCCAUGGUGGCGGCAGUUUUGAAGUGGUGUAGCCGAGUGACUAUUUACUAACAAGAUAAAACAUGGUGGACAUUAUCCCAUGGUGAUCCGGAGCCCCGGCACUCACACGGAACUUAUCAGCAUUCCGUGGCCCUUCACGGGGCUGGUGCCUGGGAGGUGGCCCCGUCGGCGGUGUGUGGGCAGUGGUGGCCGCGGGUCGGUGGCCGGCGCGGGGCUGGAACGUCAGGUCACCGGGACACAGCAAGACAUACAUGUAUGACUGGAAGGCGCGCUGCACUUCUCUCCCCGGGGGUACUGAGGGUGACUCCCCGGGGCGCCAGCUCUCAGUCCCGGAUAAGACCCUGGGGCGGCAGGCGGCCAGUCGUCGCAGGCGUGACAGGACAUUGCCUUCUCCUCCAGCUGCUGUUUCACGCCGCCGCAAACGCCAAAACAACGUCCCACCUGGCUCCCGCCGAGGCUCUCCGCCACGCAUCGCUUGGAGCUCCUUCAUCCAUCCCAUUCUUCUUCACGCGGGAAGAACCCAGACAGGAAGCUUCCUUGCCAGCGCUGGAACCUCCUGCCGCGCCGCCCCGCCGGCCUUUCCUUGGCCCCCAGGCAGCUUCUGCAGCGGCUGCAACAAGACGCUAUCACAGAGAACACCUGGGCUGGCCCGCCGAGGACCUGAGUAAUGUGUCACUGUGGGGGGGAAUGAGUUAUCGGGGCCGCCAUCCCACUUCCAACAAAGGCGAGGAAAAUCAGCAAGAACACGUCGGAAAUUUUAGCUCGGGCAGCAAUAGAACAGAGAGUACUGUUCCACUCAGGGCUCGGCCAUUAGAGUGGAGGAGAGCAACGCCAGGCUCUGUGCGUAUCGGGGGAAGCCUGAGAUCCGGUGCCCUACCAGGAACGACAGGAGGAUCAACGCAUGAAAAUCGUAAGCGUGGACUCAGGAGGCGCUGGGACUCACCGGGUGGCCAAAGAGGCAAGAUAAAGGCCAAUCUUGUCUCUAGUGAAGCCGCCUGGGAGGUGCGCUCCAUACAGACUGCCCCCUUACUCCCCCUCUGGCUCCCCCAAAGUCCGUCUUUCUCCAACAAGAAGAAAAUGGAAUCAGAACAUUUUUGUGUGGAGAGUCACCUGGGAUCUCUCUCCUCCCUGACCCCUAACACGGCGGGGGGAGACGCUCGGCCCCACUGGGAGGCGCACGGGCCCCAGGCAACUCAAACUCCCGCGUCAGAUAUUGAACUAAUGUCGUCUGAAGAGUCUGCUGAGGAUUUGAGGAGGCUGGAGGAGGAGAACAGCGGCGGGGAAGAGUGGGAAGAAGAGGAUGAGCUUCCUCUUGUACCGUCUCAAGAUUACUACAAGAGCCCCCAAGGCGUUCUUCGUCGCUGGAAACGUAAAACCGAAGUGCAGGAGGUGCGGGUGGUGGAGGGCGGCCUGGCGGUGCUCCCCUGCAGCCUCGCCGUCGACGACCCCCGGGACUCGGUGCAGCUCAUUCUGUGGAUCAAAGAGGGAGUCCACACGCCCCUCUACAGCUACGACUAUCGGGAGUUGCUCGGCGGACGACCCAAGGAGACAAAGCCCGACGCCAACACGACCCUAGCGAGGAGGACGUCGUUCCGCACGGACACCACGCCGGCGGCCCUCUUGGUGGAGCGGGUGGAGGCGGAGGAUGCCGGAGUGUACCGCUGCCGAGUGGAUCACCUGCUGUCCCCAACCACCAACACUCGUACCAACCUGACUGUCAUAGUCCCUCCUAGCCGGGCGCGCGUGAGCUGGAGCCUCGGGAACUCUGGACUCAUGCCCGUCGACACGCCCACAGUCGGCCCAUUCCAGGAGGGCGCCGCACCCACCCUAGUCUGCACCAACGACGACGGCUGGCCCCCUCCGGCUGUCAUCUGGUACGAGGGACAGAAGUUGCUUGAUGAUUCCUACGAGGCGGACACCGACCUUCCCUCAGCAGGCGCCGUCGAGAAUGAGCUGACCCUGGAACCGCUGACCCGCGCUGACCUGGGCCGACGCCUCACCUGCACGGCUUCCAACACCAACACCACCCAGCCCGCCACCACCACCGUCACCCUCGACCUGACUCUCAGCAUCGUGGGCGUGAAGGUGGAGGAGGUUAAGUCAGCGUGGGCGGGAGAGGAGACGGAGGUGGAGUGCAAAGUGUGGGGCUCGCGACCGCCGCCCUCCGUCGUGUGGUGGCUCGGUUCGACCAUGCUGGCCCCCUCACACGCCAAGGCACAGGAGGAAGGCAACGUAACGGUGUCGGUGCUCAAGUUCACGCCCAAGGCCGAGGACGACGGCGCGAUGCUGAUUUGCCAGGCGACCAACGAGAAGCUUCCAGACCAAGCCGUCCAGGACUCCCGCCUGCUCUCCAUCAACUACGCGCCCCAGGUGGAGGUGAGCCUGGGUCGCAAUCUAGACCCCGGGAGGAUCAAGGAGGGCGACGACGUGUACUUCGAGUGUUCGGUCAAGGCCAAGCCCACCAUCUCGCGGGUGGCGUGGCGGCACAAUGGCGUGGAACUGGUGGCUGGCGCGGGCGUGUUCGUGUCCAACAUGUCCCUGGUGGUGCAGCGCGUGACCCGGGCCCGCGGCGGCGACUACACUUGCGAGGCCACCAACGCGCGGGCCACCUCCUCCUCGCCGCCCCUCCACCUCGAUGUCAAGUACGCUCCUGUGUGUGGUCGUCAGGAGAGGACGCAGCACUCGGUCGCCAAGCUGGAGAACGCCGAAGUGUCCUGCAGGGUAGACGCCAACCCGCCCAAGGUCACUUUUCGUUGGACCUUCAACAACACCGCGGAGGCAAUAGAUGUGCCGGACGGACGCUUCGUGGUGGUGGGCACGGAGUCGCGGGUGAACUAUACACCCAUGAACGAGCUGGACUACGGGACGCUGCUGUGCUGGGCCAACAACACCAUCGGCGUGCAGGCCCGACCCUGUGUCUUCCAUAUCGUGGCCGCAGGCAAGCCGGACCCUCCUCACAACUGCCGAGUGUUUGACGUCACCAUCAGCUCCCUCCAGGUGACGUGCCUCCCCGGGGAUGACGGGGGACUCAGCCAAGAGUUUCUCCUUCAGGUAUUCGAAGUUGGCUCAAUAACUCCUGUAGUGGAGGUGACCCGGCCAUCGCCUUCCUUCAGUGUUACCAACCUCCGCCCCGCCACGGCCUACAAGGUGACGGUGACGGCCGUGAACCACAAGGGCGCCUCGCGAGCCACCCAGCUCAAGGCAUACACCAGCCGGGUCCUCGAGAUGCAGGAGGAGACCAGCGCUGAGCCGGCCCGAGACCGCGAGCGGGGACCUGGAGUGCCGGUGGUGGUGGGCGUUGGAGCAGGCUUGGCAACAGUGCCUCUGGUGGUUGCAGUGGGCGUGUUGGUGUGGAUGAAGCUUUGCCGCAGGAUUCCGACUCCGCCGCCUUCCCCCCGAAGACACAGCACCCUUAGUAAAGACGCCGCCUCCACCGCCCUGCCGUCAGAAGGGUCUCCACACCGCGACCCCGACCUGCUUUCACAUACCACAGGUAUCCUCCCGGCAGAUCCCGGUAAUAGCCCUGACCACUGUGCUCACAUAGCCACCAUCUCCACCUCCUCAUCGUUCUUCCUCCACAACGGCGGGACUCCCUACCCCUCCUCCGCCCACCACACCGGAGCAGCUCCCGCGGCUGGUGCUUCAGAGUACACCCAGCUACUGUGCCCAGAGUCCAGCCACGCUCACGCCCACGCUCACGCCCUCGGGCAGCCGCCUGUUGCCACCACUGUGCCUUACUUCACUGACGCCCCGCAGGCACAGGCGGUGGAGGUGGGGGCGGCAGCUGCGUAUCCCCCAAGCUGCAGUCGAGCGGAGAUAGAGGGGCAGGCCACGCUGGAGAGGCGGCGGCAGUGUCAUCACGACGCCACCGACCCUGCACUCCACUCCGCUUUUCCACACUUGUAUCAGGCUGCGAGUGGCCGCUCAUGCCCCACUCCACACGGCUCCCAGUACUGCCUGACACAGUGUCCGGCACCGCUCGCUGUAAGCUCACCUUCACAUAGCCAACAGGGAACGCUGCGGCGAGAUGCUCAUAAAGUAAGAUCCGGUCCCAGUUCGCAUAUGUGCCAGAUGCACGAGUCCCCGUCUCCGAGAGAGUCCUACUCCGGGCAGGUGGAAGCCGCUCACAGAGGAUGUCGGCGAAAAGACGUCGGGGGCAGCGAGGGAGGUGAUCAGGAGGAGUCGCUUACCCCCAACACAGCUAGAAAAAAUAAACGAGAAAGCGCAGUUUGAGAACGAUAUUGUACCGAGAACUUGAGUCCCUAGAGCUGAUUUCACUCAUCAAGGGAACAAACCCUAAACGUCCCGUGCUAAAGGAUGUUAAGCGCGUCAACUCAACACUUUACGAACUCAAUUUAUCCCGGACCUUACCCGCGGAGGAAUGCCGCGGCUCGUGCUCAUUGUAACGGGUCACUACAACGGCAAAUCAACGACACUCGAGACUCAGUUUUGUACCGUGCAUAGAUUUUAUUCAGUUAAACCUUAAAGAGAGAGCAAGCGAGAGAGAGAGAGAGAGAGAGAGAGAGAGAGCAUGAAUAAUGAAAAACGUGCAAUCAUAAAUCGACAAUUUGAUGGUAGAUAUAUCAUUUGCCAUGACCAUCAAUGACGUGAUUACAAAUGGAACGUUAGAAGUGAAUUAUACAUGUGUGUGUGUGGGAGAGAGAGAGAGAGAGAGAGAGAGAGAGAGAGAGAGAGAGAGAGAGAGAGAGAGAGAGAGAGAGAGUGCAUGUGCGUGUGCGUGUCCGUGUGUGUGUGUGUGUGUGUGUGUGCAGAACGAGCUGGGUACAACAAGAUAGGUAGAUAUGGAGCUAACACCGGGACUUCUAGCAUUAUUUACUCGGUGGUGAUAGCGUGUGCGUGAAGGCGAGUGUACAAGUUUACCUGCGACGCGUCCCGGCCACGUGUGUUGUGUCGUUCAUCAUAGUGAUCUGUGAUACUACGUUAGGGAAGCUCUGACACCGGACGGAUGGAGGCGAUAAUGUGACCUGCUCAAAAUACAUACCUACUAGUAGCUUUUGGAAAUGACAGUGAAAAUGAUAAUAGUGUUGCCCCCCCAAUCUCAGAGUCACAGAAAGCACGGAUUUGAUCUAAUUUCGAAAUGUUUUAGUUCCCAGAAUGAAAUAAGAAAAAAUUUAACCAGCCCCUAUUAUUUUGUCAAAGAAGUUUCCACGUACUGAGUCUUUUGUUUGUUUGUUUAUUUGUUUAUGCAGUGACUAGCGAAAAGAAAAAAAAAGUUGUUGUUUCCAUUCCUCUUUGCAACGCCAGUGACGAGUCGUGAAAAUAGAGCCACUCGAGCAGAAACAUCGCAGUGCGCAGUGAUGUUGAAAGAUACGGAAAACAAUAAAAGAAAAACAGAACCCAGGAGCGGCGGACAGAACCAGACGUCUUGGACCACGCAGAACACCCUUGAUCUUGUUAACUUGAUGCGUGUAUAAUUGUUUUUGUACUGUGUGUGUGUGUGUGCGCGCGCGUGUGUGUGUGUGCGCGCGCGUGUGUGUGUGGGUGGGUGUGGGUGUGUUUAGUUCCUGAUAAUUUGUCAACUUGAAAGGAAGUAAGUGUAUGCCCCAGACCCCCCCAUCCCCCUUUCGUCCCUGUAACGCACCAAGGACAUAAAUUUGCUGCAAGCCACAGUGGGGCCUGGCAAAGAAAAUAUUGACCUCAUGCAGCAGUUCUGAUUUUACACGUAGGAGGAGGAGAUUGUGUUCGCACCGUGGAAAAAAGAAAAGUCUGGGGGCUGUGCACAUCCCGGGGCCCACACGUGUGGAUCCGAUCUUCUGUAUUCGUUUUAUUUGUACAAGAACAACAAAUCUUUAUAUAACUGUGACUGGGUGUACGUAGUCACUAUGGCUGGUGUUGUGUGUUAUGUAUGGAUAAUUCUUCACUGUGAUUCCCAUAACGUUAUAAAAAACAUGAGUUCAGUGACUAUGUAUUUUGGGAUAUAUAUAUAUAUAUAUAUAUAUAUAUAUAUAUAUAUAUAUAUAUAUAUAUAUAUAUAUAUAUAUAUAUAUAUAUAUAUAUUCCAUUAUUAUCGGUACUACUGUAAUAAUUUCCAACAAGGUAAAUUUCCGCUGAUUACAUGGAUUGUUAUCAAAUUAGGAGAGAAAUACUCUUUUGUAUAAAUAUGUUAUAUAGUAAAUAUUUUUGUAACAUUUUGUAAAUAGAAACUUU